GUAACAUAACCCAGCAGGCUCGUGACCUGACCAGCCGCUCCAGCAAUGGAGGUCGCUCGCCCACGCCCUCACCUCCGCCCAUGAUGCCCCCACACACCUCGGCCGCCCUCCCAUCACCCUCUCCCACGCCCACGGUCACACACACACCCAUCACCAGCGCCGCCUCGCCCACCACCGCCCCUGCUGCCGCCCAUUCCGUGCAGGCCGCCCUCGCUGCCAUUCAAGCUGGCUCCCUCUCCCUCAACCAGUUAAUGGCUCUAGGAGCCCAGGGGCCUGGCUUGCUGAUGCAGAAUCAGUUAGCAGCAGCAGCAGCUGCGGCCAACCAGCUCCCUGUGUCAUCACCAUUACCAAGCCUGGGCUCACUCAACCCUCAGGAGUUGCAGGCACUCCAGCAGACACUCUCACAGCAGCAGCAGCAGAUUCAACAGCAACUUCAGCAGUUCAUGCUGUUCUCACAGCCUAGUGCUGCAUCACAGUUGCCACCUCAGGCACAACUCUUUCUUCAGAGUCAGCAGUUGCAGUACUUGCAAAAUUUGCUGCAGCAAGGCCUCUUAGCCUCUCCGGGGCUUGCAAGCAUGCAGGGAUUACAGCCACCAGUGUCGCAGGCACCCUCACAAGCAUCACAGGUUCGUAAUGUACAGCAUGCUGUAGCACAAGCUGCUCAGCAAUUACAACAGCUACAGAAGGCUCACCAACAACAUCAACAGCAUCAGCAGCAGCAACAGCAGCACCAGCAUCAGCAUCAGCACCAUCAACCCCCAAGGGAUAUUAGAGACUUAAGAGAUAUUCGUGAUCUGAGAGAUAUUAGAGACCUGAGGGAAGUACCUAUGCGAGAUAUCCGUGAACCUCCACUGCGGCCUCCACCCCUUGAACCUUCACACAUCUCCAGCUCACCACUGGCACCUCACUUGCCACCACAUGGUCACAUGGCACGCCCUCCUAUGCCUCAUUCACCGCCUCCACCUCCUCGUCAUUGGGAACCACUUCCAGAGGCAACAGAUUUGGAGGAAUUGGAGCAAUUUGCUAAGACCUUUAAACAACGACGCAUCAAACUAGGCUUUACCCAGGGUGAUGUAGGACUGGCCAUGGGCAAGUUAUACGGCAAUGACUUUUCUCAGACUACCAUUAGUCGUUUUGAAGCCCUAAACCUCUCCUUCAAGAAUAUGUGUAAACUGAAACCACUGCUUCAGAAGUGGCUAACCGAUGCUGACAAGACUAUUUCUGAUCCAACAACUGUCAGCAACUCCCUUUCAUCACCUGACGCAGUUGGCCGUCGACGAAAGAAGCGCACCUCUAUUGAAACUAGUGUACGUGUGGCUCUUGAGCGAGCCUUCAUCCAGAACCCUAAGCCCACCUCAGAGGAAAUCUCUAUGCUUGCAGAUAACCUCUCAAUGGAAAAAGAGGUAGUCAGGGUCUGGUUCUGUAACAGACGCCAGAAGGAAAAACGAAUAAACCCUCCAGCGAGUGGAAUGAUCAGUCCACCUUUGAGUUUAAGCAGCACCAACAUGUUUUCUGGGCCGCCCAUCUCCUCUGCCCUGACACUCACCAGUUUGGGGGCGCCUCCUCUUUCUCCCGGAGGCCCUCUUCCAUCACCGCUUUCUUUGGUCACUCACAAUUAUCCUCCAGCUUCACCUCCUGAAUCUGCCUCGACAAAAUCUGAGUAGCAGUCUGCUGGGCGUCAGUGCUUAGGGCUGCUGGGCUGUGGGUCACAGUCUGCCUGGCAGGGACACCCUAGUGCCAGCCCUCCCCUGACUGCCCUCACCGCUCCUUUUGUGCAAUGUCCAAACUUUUUCUUGGCGGUAAAUGGCGGCUGUAUGGGGCAUAUCAAUUAUAGUGUCGAGAGGCAACAGUAUCAACCACUACCUUAUUGGUAAUAUCAAGUUGGCAUUACCAGCCAUUGUUGCUAUCUUCAGCUCCUAAAGGAGAUCCUAUGUCAGUGUUGUUAGUAUUUGGUAUGUGCUGGUGGCAGCAUGGCUACCGGACUUGCCUGGUUUAUAGUUGCACACAGUCAUGGCUGCAAGUAACAGGCACCAUCAUAUCAGUGGUGAGAAGACUUGCUCAGGGGACACAGGUGGACACCUUGAGUCUGUAACUGAUUGUGUGAUAUUUAUACAACAAAAAUGGGACAAAACUAAUAAUCUAGUGGUGGUUUUAAUAGAGAAACUGUACUAAAGUGAAUAGUGGAAGACAUUUAAAAUUUGCCAUUGUAACACAAGAAAUGCAUAGUCUGUUCGUCCCUCUUGAGUUGUCUCUUACACAGAACUAUAGAUUACAGCCAGUGCUAAGGCUCCUCACUCUCACACUUGUCUCCUACCAGGACUAUUAAUACCUACAACUGAUGUCUCAGUGCUUAAUACUUUAGUAUUUUCCUAGUUGGAAAACAUCAGUUAUAUUUGAACAUUAGGAGCCAGAGAAAGCGCUUGGUGUUUGUGCUAGUGGGGUCCAAGCCACGGAAGGCAAGUGAGAACCUUGGCAAUAGCUAGUAAGAAGAAUGGGGUAAAACGGGAAAGUGUUUUUAUGUGUAGUGUGUAGAUAAAUAACUGAUUUCUGUAUUAUCAUUGGAAUACUGUCUAUGUGGCUUAUUUUAUCUAUGAGUACUAGUGUAUUAUUCUAGUAAUAUCUACUUAAACAAUCUUGCCUGAUAUGAAAUGAAAGUUCCUGCAUAUAAAAUGAAGUAUGUAAAUCUUAAGAUACCUCAACCAAACAUUGGUGUUGGUGGGACGGUUGGACGACGCGGAGCAGGACAUAUCCAUGGUGCAUUUUUACUGUUGUAGCAUAGGUCGCGUGGUCCCUCACUUUGUCUGACUGCUCCCCUGCGUGUUCUUUACUCUGACGUUGUGAUUGUGUAGCUGAGGAUUAUAUUUUCUGUGGAUCCAUGAUGUUAGACUUUUAAGGGCUUAUUGUAUCAUCAUUGCCCCCACCCCUCAAAACACUAUGUACAUAACCUCAAUGUCAGGUCAUCACCCCCCACUUCCCCUCUAGUUUCUCUUACUCCAUACUUUUUUCUUGAUGCUAAGGAGGUCUAUUCCUCUCCUUAUUCUACUGAAUACCUCCACUAAUAUCUAUUUCUCUGUUAAAGAUGGAUUCAUUCUUAGCCAAACCAUAUUAUCUUGUCCUUAGUAUUCGAGAUCCCACAAGAAUGCCCUGGUUUAAUGUCUGAUAUUUCUGCUGUCUUCCAGAGGAAGAAGUCAGUCAAGUGAUCAUGUGAGGACUGCAAGUCCUUCAUUUAAGGCACAUCAGCUGUGUCACAGUUUAAAAUGGCACAUGAAACAGUGAUAAAUAUAUUUUAAAUGACUUCUGCAGAACUAUAGAAUAAGAAGUUGCUUUUGAAGCAAACUAAAGUUUGUGGGUCCACUGCCCCCCUCCUUCCCUAAUGGUGGUCACUGCCUGAAUUUUGAUUGAUAAUUUUGACACUCAUAUUGGAGGGGGAGGGAUAGUUCCUAUUAUGUUCCUGCCCAGUCUCAAGUUCACCAUCCAGAGUUGCCCUCUAAUCAAGUUUCUGUCAAACCCAAAUGUCAUCACUACAUACUAUUAUCAAUAUUAUUUUUUAUUUUUAUUAAUAUUAUUAUUAUGGGGAAGCAUCAAACUCUUAAGGGUCAUACAGUGCCUGUGGAUUGGGAGGAAGUCAGAUUUGAUCUGAAGAAGGGGAGAGUAGCUCCAAUUCAUUGGAUCAGAAGCUCCUCACUAACAUCAAGGCUCCCCUGGAAGGGACAUCACUGCAUAACCCAUCCUAACUUCACCCUUGUUGCCUCUACAGGCUGUGGUGAGAUGUUGACUCUUCCAAGUCUCCUAAGUUUGUGCGUGUGUUGGUUACAAGGACUUGGCAUGAUACAGGUGUACUGGUUGUUAGGGCUGAUGAGUUACGUGUGCACACUUUGUCUAUUCUUGUUGGUGGGCUAUCCACAUAUUUUUCUGAAGGUCCUAGUAUUAUUUGAAUAGUAUGUUUAUCAGCAGGUCUGUGUAGGCACAUGUGGUCACUAAAUUUGAGAAGGAUUUGUAUGUGUUGAUUGUUUAAACUGAUCAUGUGCUCAUGUGAUAUGUACCAUGUACAUGUGCUAGAUGACCAGUUUGGAUCUGGUGUGCAGAUGUGCGUCUAUCAUUUUUACCUUAGCUUUGACAAUAUUUUCCUUCACUGACAACCAUGAAACAUUCAUCUUUGUCUGUCAAUGUUGGUUGUUCAAGCAGUUAGAAAACUGUAUAUUUUCCAGUCAAAACAUACCUAAGAUUUUUGAUGUGCGGUAAAAAAAAAAAGUGUGUAUCCCUUUAAGGUGUAAAAUGAUCCACCAGAAAGUCAUGCCUUCCAGACAGUGAAUAUCUUCCAGUCGUCUCAACUCAGGAGUAUUAAAUUAUAGCAUAAAACAUUGGGGGAUGUGCACUGUCAUCAUGGCUGUAAUAGUCCUGAUUGGAGGAGAGCUGACAAGUACUUACACGACUGUAGCGUGUAUGUGACCAGAGCUGCUAGGUACUAGUGUGAUUUUUAGGUGUGACUUGCUGACUAUACGAGUGGAGAAACAGAAUUAACUUUGUUGUAUUUAGUGCUUGGUCACUUCUCGAGAUUAAUGUAUAUGUUAUGUUAAUAUAACUAAAUUAAGCUCUGUUGAGUGUAGAAAAGCAAUAGAGCCAUGUUUUACAUGAAUUAUAAUUCAUGAAGAUUGGUAUAUUAUCAUCUGUUAAAAUGUGGUUAAUUGUUUGGGUUGACAAUGUAUGGAUUGAGUAGAAGAUAAGGCAAAAAUGCCUGUUUCAUUUACUCGGAGCAUUUCAGAUUUUCUCAUCUUAAAUCCCGGUUUCAUAGUUACAAAUAGUGGACAGUUACUGGUGAAAUUGUGUUAUUUUUCAUAAUUAUAUUUGUUGGGCAUUAUGCAAACACCUGAAAUGAAUGCACUUUUGCAUCAUAGAUUAGUAAGACUAUCUGUUUCUUACUUUUGACUGCACUACUGACAGCAUUUGAUAUUUUUAAUAUUUUGCAGUUGACAUUCCAUAUACCAAUGACUAAAUAUCUACCCCAGGCACAAACUAAAACAUUUUUUUUACUUUGCAAGCAAAAUGCAUAUUAUUAAUUCUUUUCACAGAUAUUCAUUUCAUUCAGUUUUUUAAUACAAUUACUAAAAUUUAAUUUUACAAGCAGUACACAUUUACUCAAUACGUGACAUUUAAUUAAAUACAGACAUACAAUGACCCUCUUGACUCUUCCACUAUUAGUUUUGAUACUUUAAUAGUCUGAGUGUUGUUGAGAGUGAUAUGCUUCUCUCUCUUCAGUGGUGAAUGAGAGGUACUGAGUUACAUAUGUGAUACUUUACUGGAGGGAGUUCGCUCAACUCCAUUGUAAUUUUUGCUAUUUAAUAUUUUGUUACAUGUCACCGCCCUGCAAGACCUGGAAAUGAAGCACCUGGAAUAUUUCAGCUUGGUUUACAAAGGACAACUGUUCUGUUAUUGUUACUAAUUGUUUACACUAUAUAUCUUGUAGUUGUUUGACAUUUAUAGUCAUUAUUUUUUAUUUUAUAGUUAUCUCAAAAUUUUCCAACAUCUUUCUUCUUUUAUAUGUAUUGUCUAGUCUUAUCUUUUUCAUUAUGUAUUCAACAAGCUGACCAUACAGUUAAGCUCUAGUCCAUACUAUUAUAGAUUCUCUUAACCUGCCAUCUUCACACUCGGUUGUUUCUCAGAGGACCAGCUGUCAGACUGUCAGUGUGUAAAUAUAGUUAUAGCCUGAUUCCUUUAGUUUGAUUGCUUGUUCAUUACAAUAGACUAAAUAUCUGAUUUAUUUGAGGUGUUUCAUAUGUUUUAAAACUUUAUCUUCUUUUGUGUCAAAGUUAUUUAUCAAUUUAUCAUGCAUUUUUACUAUUUAUAAUAGGUGUAUUAAGUUAGAGUGGAGUAAGUUUGAAUUGGGCAAAAACAGUUUAGGCUUUUGGCUUUUAGGCUGGUGUUCCAUGUUGGCUUUUGGAGGGAAUGAUGCCAAUUUACAUUUUAUACAACAAAAUGUAGUGCAUUUCUCUGAAACUUUUAACCAAUUUAUGAAUUCAUCCUCCUUAAUUACCAGAAGUUAUAAAAUUUUGGUUUGAAAGGCCAGAAUGGCAUAAACUGUCUCUACAGGCUAAAUCAUAGGCUAAAAGUGUUCACCCAAGGCCCACAAGAAUGUUUUGAAGACACUAUAAAAAUAGAGGUGAUGAAAAAAUUCAUGAUUCUGAAGAUAUGUAGGGAAAAGCUGUUCUCAUAAUGUCUGUAUAGCGCCAUGUACAAAGGAAAUGAUUUUUGUUAUCAAUCAUUUUAUAGAUGCAAAUAAAGAGGUGUAAAAAUUAGAAGG
This is a messenger RNA of Cherax quadricarinatus, 6298 nucleotides long. The record is from RefSeq and is a predicted model, not a curated record. NCBI's taxonomy places the organism in Eukaryota, Metazoa, Arthropoda, Malacostraca, Decapoda, Parastacidae.